This is a messenger RNA of Dicentrarchus labrax (European seabass), 2792 nucleotides long. RefSeq names its product NIF3 NGG1 interacting factor 3-like 1 (S. cerevisiae) (gene nif3l1). Lineage: Eukaryota; Metazoa; Chordata; Actinopteri; Moronidae. Bases 140 to 1441 code for a protein of 433 amino acids. The transcript has 7 exons. The record is from RefSeq and is a predicted model, not a curated record. Gene Ontology annotation, cellular component: mitochondrion; cytoplasm.
AGAACGGAAGCCGAUGAGGGACAAUCCGCGAGUUUUCCAGUCGGCGCAACCUCUCUGUCACUUCGGGCGAAAAUGUGUUCAACAGCAGCAGAGCUUUAGUAAUCCCGUAGAGUGAAAAGGAAAGAGAAAGUCUCCACUGAUGUUGACCGGAUGCAGAAACGUUUCUCUCGCAUUUUUGUCACCCACAUUUAGAAGACUUUGUACCAGGAGGAGCUUGACAUCACAGGCUGCGCUCUACUCCUCUCCCUCAACGGUUUCAUCCAUCACUCCGUCUCUCCCUUCCCCGACUCACAGUCACAGCUUCUUCGCAAGCCAACAAACCUCAGUCCCCUUACACUCAUCUGUCCACGUCUCCUCGAAGCGCUGCCGCUCUCAUUCUGCUCACUCUUUAGGCCUGAUGGAGCUAACAGAAGUCCUGCAGGUGAUGGAGCAGCUUGCUCCUCUGUCUCUGGCUGAGUCGUGGGACAAUGUUGGCCUGCUCGUCGAGCCUAGCAAAUCUCGCCCUAUUAAAACCGUCCUGCUAACCAACGACCUUACAGAUGCUGUCAUGCAGGAAGCAGAGGCCAUGAGCUGUGACCUCAUUGUCUCAUAUCACCCUCCGUUGUUUCGGCCGGUCAAACGUCUGGUUCAGAAAGAUUGGAAGCAGCGAUUGGCCAUCCGGGCUGUGGAGGCCGGGAUAGCAAUCUUCUCCCCUCAUACCUCGUGGGACAGUGUUAAAGGAGGAGUUAAUGACUGGCUGGUUGGGGGACUUGGUAGCGGUCAGGUGUCUGUGCUGAGUCAGGCCCUCGGUGGCGCCUCUCACAGUCACAAACUGGAAUUCACGGUCAAGAGCACAGAGGAACUGAACGCUGUAAUGGAGGAACUGAAGGCCUGUGACAGUGGCACAAUACUACAACAUUCAGUCAACAGACCGGACAGCAGUGGGAUCCAUGUCAGUGUGACCUGCAGUGACUCAGCGCUGACCCCCAGUGUCCAGACUCUGUUACGACACAAUGCUCCGAGCAUGUCCCUCAACAUCCUAAAGUUAGAAAAGGCCCCUCUCCCAGGAUACGGCCAAGGACGACUCAGUGUUUUGGAACAGCCAGUCACCGUGGCGACAGCCAUCCAGAAAAUGAAGUCCCACUUGGGUUUAAGUCACCUGCGUUUGGCUCUGGGAUUGGGGCAGACGCUAGCGUCCUCUGUGUGCACUGUGGCUGUGUGUGCUGGAUCUGGGGCCUCAGUACUGAAUGGAGUUAAGGCUGACCUCUACAUCACAGGUGAGAUGUCCCACCAUGAAGUGCUGGACGCGGCGGCGAAGGGAACCAGCGUCAUCCUCAGUGACCAUAGCAACAGUGAGCGCGGUUUUCUGGCUGUGUUCAGAGAGAGGCUGGCUGUGCGUCUUCCUGACAGUGUAAAAGUGGUGGUGUCGAAGGCUGACAGAGACCCUCUGGAGGUGGUCUGACCGCCUGCGAGCAACAGUUGCACUAGUUAGUCCUUAAUUUCUACUGCUUUGAUUGGAUAAAAUUGAGGACAAAAUCCCUGUCUGCUUUAACUAAUGAUGCGAUUCAUAUGGACGUGUGUCACAUGGUUGCAUAAAAAAAGCCAUUUUCCAUUUAAUGAAUGUACAUUUCAGAGCUGACUGUAAAACAGUAGCAGAGCGUUUCACUAUAUGUUAGAUAUAUAUAUAUAUAUAUAUAUAUAUAUAUAUAUAUAUAUAUAACAUGUAAUGAUGAAAAGUGCUUCCUUGGUUCAUGUCAUACUGUUUAUCGUGUAUUUCUGGCAGGGUCUUAAUAAAAAUGGGUUUUGUUGAUCAAAAAAGUGGAUUUUGGGGCGUGUUGUAUAAGACAAAAUAUCCUUAAAUGCACAGUGGGGGCAGAGGAUAAAAGCAUGUCAUCUGAAAUAUCAGUAAUCCUCAUCAGAUUAAAAGGCUUGUUGUUCCAUCAUAGACAUGCUCAAGGAAAUCGGACAAGCUCCUGUUAAGCAAAAAGUGUUCAAACAACAGGGACAUCUGCACCAAUCUGAGGCUGCAAUGUAAAAUGUAAAGACAGUUACUUCUUAUAUCUUAUAAAGUCUUUAAGUGUUUUUUCAAUCACAUAACCUUUAGACCUCAGUGAGCAAACAAAGGUGGAAAUCAAACCACUUAGCACAUGCAUGUCAAAGAGCAGGCUCAUAGUUAUACUUAAUGCAGUGUAAACAGCAUGAACUACCUGCCCCCACUCCAGCAAUGGUUAAAAAAAACAAACCAAGUAACAAUCCUCAUCAUUGGCUGUUACAGAGUCUGGUAGCUGCAGCGCCUGCGACACACCUGUCAGUUCGUAAAAACAUUAAGAGACAUCACACACACCUCGCUGCCCCCAUCAAGGUAAUGACCUUUUUCUCAGUGUGGCAUUCACACCUCCACUUCCUCUCAGUCCCCACUCGCUUUUAUCCCCCCCCCCAGCACACACACACACACACACACACGUAUACAUACACACACAAAUGGAGAGAGAAAACAACAACUAGAACAACAUUUAUACUUUACUGCUGUAAAGUGACUCCAGCUGUCACUCUUUUAACUGGCAGAAAUGUCAGUGAGCAGGUAGAUUCAGGCCCUUUUCUUCUUCUAGUGUUGUUUUCUUUUCAAACUGUUGAAACUUGUUGAUCCUCACAUGAAAUCUCCCACUCUAUCCCGGUCAUUUAAGUUGCAAAGGCUUGACUCAUGAUGUAACAGUAAUCUACUGCUGAAGAGCCUCUAUGGUCUGUUGACAAGUCCUCCAAAAAACAUCAGAUUACUGUUGACAUGUCUUGCAUAUUAAAGUUUCUUAUGAAGA